AUGAGGGGAUACGUCAAGUGGCUACUGCUCGUGGUGGCAUACCUGUCGCUGUCUCAGGCUGCAGCGAUCGAUCGCCGCGGAGGAGCAGCGGCAAGGCGAGAUCUCGCGUCGGAAAUUCUCAAGGCAAUUGGCUUGGAAAACGCUCUGGAAAACGCCCUGGCCGGCCAGAGAGGCCAGCAGGGAGGUCAGCAAGGAGGUCAACAGGGAGGCCAAUUCAGGCAAGGCGGUGGACGUGGAAAUGCGACUGCAGGCAACCGGGGAGGACAGGCCGGGAAUCGCGGUGGGAACCGGGGCGGGCAGAAUCAGAACGGCAAUGGCAACGGCCGCGGCGGCAAUCGAGGCGGAAACGGCAACGGCAAUGGCAAUAACAGGAACGGAAACGGCAAUGGAAACGGCAGGAACAGGAAUGGCAACGGCAACGGCAACGGCAAUGGCAGGAACCGAAAUGGGAACAACCGCCAGACCGUGACUCAGACCGCGAAGGAGACUGUCACCGUCGGCGGUGCUGCCGGUGCUGUCGGCACGAACCAGACGGUCACGGUUACCAAGGCCGCUGCUCCCCAGACCGUGACGCUUGCGCCCGGGGCUUCGACCGCCGCGCAGUCUCUUUCCUCCGUCAAGUCCGACACCGCUGUGGCUGGCGGCGCCGCCCAGUCUUCGUCGGCGGCCGGUGCAGUCUCCUCGGCGGCCCGCGGGGCCACCACUUCGGCCGCCGCCGGUGGCGCAAAGAGCCCCGCGGGGACGGUCAAGCCGAACGCUGACGGAAACGGCGUCGGGGUGACGACUGUGCCCGUGCCGAGCGCGGCUCGGACCCCGACCAAGACGGUCCAGGGCGCUGCUCCCACGUCCAAGGCGGCAUCGUCUGCUGCCGCAAGCUCUGCCCUGCGCGCUCCCCCAGCCGGCGCUGCUUCUUCUGUUUCCCUGGCUCCCCUGCCAGGAGCCUCGUCCGCCUCAAGCCCCGUCGCCGCCCUCCCCGCCCUCUCGAGCUCUGCCGCCGCGGCACCGGCAGUGCCCGCUACGUCUGCAGCUGCAACUCAGAAUCUAGCUACCUCGGCUGCACCGAAACUCGCACCCCUUCCCGGCACCUCGGCAAGUAACCUCGCGAGCUCCGUCAACCUCGGCGGCGUUGCCGCGACGCAACCGGCCGCGGCAGUCCCGGCCGCUGAGUCCGGUGCCAUCAACGCCCCUCCGGCGGUCACCGCGGCUCCGGUCGUUGCCAACCCCGCCCAGGCGCAGCCCGUCAUCAACGUGAGCGGUCUGUCCCUCAACAGCGUCUUGACGCUGGGCAACCUUUUGGCACAGACCAUCCAGCCCGCGCGUGGUUGA
Messenger RNA from Thyridium curvatum, 1326 nucleotides. RefSeq lists its product as uncharacterized. NCBI's taxonomy places the organism in Eukaryota, Fungi, Ascomycota, Sordariomycetes, Thyridiales, Thyridiaceae. The transcript is spliced from 3 exons. The record is from RefSeq and is a predicted model, not a curated record. Bases 1 to 1326 code for a protein of 441 amino acids.